CAACCCAUCUAUUCAGUUAUUGCAAUAAAAUCGACUUAGAAGUACAUGUUCCAUUGUUACAAUGGACAUUGUAAUGUAAUUAAUUGUAAUAAUAAUUAACCGUGAAUUAUUUCAUAAUAUAAAUAUAUUUUCAGUUAUUAAACAGUGUCAAAAUGUUCUCUCUAUGUUUGAAAAGUAAAAUAAAUAAUAGAUUAGCAAAUCGUCUCAAAUGUAUAACGCAAUCAAGGAAUUUCACAGUGAAAGGAAUCGACCUAAAAGGUACGGGUGUCGAUAAGCGAUCGCUGGCGAGUGCUGAAAGAAGACAGAAAACCUUCACUGACAGGUCUCAACUGAAGUUCGCUAGAAGACUUGUCGUGAAGCUUGGCAGUGCCGUCAUCACCAGGGAAGAUGGAAAUGGGCUGGCUUUAGGGCGUCUGGCGUCUAUUGUUGAACAGGUUGCCGAGUGCCACCAUGAAGGUCGGGAGUGUAUCAUGGUAACAAGUGGAGCAGUGGCGUUUGGAAGACAAAAGCUUACUCAGGAACUGUUGAUGUCCUUAUCUAUGAGAGAGACGUUGUCACCUAGUGAUCAUACUAGAGAGGAUGCAGGCAGUAUCUUGGACCCGAGAGCUGCGGCAGCAGUAGGCCAGUCUGAGCUCAUGUCAAUGUACGACGCUAUGUUCUCGCAGUACAACGUCAAGAUAGCACAGGUACUAGUAACUAAACCAGACUUCUACAACGAAGAGACCAGGAAGAAUUUGUUCUGCACGUUAUCAGAGUUGAUAUCAUUGAACAUCGUGCCAAUUGUCAACACAAAUGAUGCUGUGAGCCCACCUAUGUAUAUUCACGAUGACACCGUGGUGCCGGGAACCGGGAAGAAGGGUAUUGGCAUUAAGGAUAACGACAGUCUUUCCGCACUGCUAGCUGCAGAGAUUCAGUCAGAUUUACUAAUUAUGAUGUCGGACGUCGAUGGUAUAUACAACAAGCCGCCUUGGGAGGAUGGUGCUAGGAUGAUGCACACCUACACAUCAAAGGAACAAGUGCAGUUCGGUCAGAAAUCGAAGGUUGGCACUGGAGGAAUGGAUUCUAAAGUAAAUGCAGCCACUUGGGCUAUGGCUCGAGGUGUGAGUGUUGUCAUUUGCAACGGCAUGCAAGAAAAAGCAAUCAAAACUAUUAUCAGUGGUAGAAAAGUAGGAACUUUCUUUACUGAUCAUGUAACUAGCUCUUCUACAUCUGUCGAUGUUAUGGCUGAAAGUGCACGUCUGGGAAGUCGUGCUCUUCAACAGCUGACCCCAGCGGAAAGAGCUUCAGCCAUUCAUUCUCUAGCUGAUUUGUUAGUCAAUAAACAAGAUGUCAUUCUAGAAGCCAAUUCAAAGGAUCUUGACGUAGCUGCCAAGGAAGGUCUUGCUAAGCCUCUAUUAAACAGAUUAGCACUAAGUGAAGGAAAAUUGAAGACCUUGUCUAUAGGAUUAAAACAAAUAGCUGAUUCUAGUUACGAGAACGUAGGAAGAGUUUUAAGAAAGACGAGAUUGGCAGAGAACUUAACACUAAGACAAGUGACAGUUCCUAUUGGAGUAUUGUUAGUCAUAUUUGAGUCCAGACCUGAUUCUUUACCACAAGUGGCUGCUCUUGCUAUGGCAUCAGCUAAUGGGCUUUUGCUAAAAGGCGGCAAAGAAGCUGCUCAUUCAAACAAAGCACUAAUGGAUUUAGUGAAAGAAUCUCUUAAAACAGUUGGUGCUGACGACGCUAUAUCUCUAGUUUCAACUCGGGAGGAAAUUAGUGAUUUGUUAUCCAUGGAGAAACAUAUUGACUUGAUUAUUCCACGUGGAUCUUCUGAUCUCGUCAGGAAUAUUCAAAAGCAAUCUCAGCAUAUACCUGUUCUCGGUCAUGCUGAAGGCAUUUGCCAUGUUUACUUAGACAAAGAUGCCGAUCCUACAAAGGCUUUGAAGAUUGUUCGUGAUGCUAAAUGUGAUUAUCCAGCCGCCUGUAAUGCUAUGGAAACACUUCUUAUCCAUGAAGACCAUGUUAACAGCUCUCUAUUUACUGAUAUAUGCAAUGUACUCAAGAAUGAAGGUGUUAUAGUACAUGCUGGUCCAAAAUUAUCGAGCCAGUUGACUUUCGGCCCUCCACCUGCGAAAUCAAUGCGACAUGAAUAUGGCGCACUAGAAUGCAGUAUUGAAGUAGUAAAAGAUUUAAAUGAAGCUGUCGAUCACAUUCAUAAGUUUGGAAGUUCGCAUACGGACGUAAUCAUCACUGAAAAUGAAAGUACAGCAAAACAGUUCUUGAGCACCGUGGACAGCGCGUGUGUAUUCCACAACGUGUCCUCACGUUUCGCCGACGGUUUCCGCUUCGGUCUUGGCGCUGAGGUCGGCAUCUCUACAGCCAGGAUUCAUGCUAGAGGUCCUGUCGGCGUGGAAGGCCUUCUCACCACCAAAUGGAUAUUAGAAGGCACCGACCACACCGCAGCCGAGUUCAACGAAGGCAGAAGGACGUGGCUACACGAAAACUUGCCUGUAAAUUGACUAUACAAUAGAGGAUAUCGAGGAUUAUUGAUUAAAUUGAAAAAUAUUUUUAUAAGAAAUCGUUAAACUACUAUUAAACAUUAUUAAUAUGUAUUUUUAUACCUGAGACUCACGCAUGUACAGUAUCGUAAUAAAUAUUUUAAUUGUUUUGUACAUAUUAUAUGCGAUUUUUGUUUUAUAUAUUGAAAGUUGUAUUAAUAUAAUUUAUAUGUUGAACUAA
Achroia grisella is the source of this 2718-nucleotide messenger RNA. RefSeq names its product delta-1-pyrroline-5-carboxylate synthase (gene P5CS). NCBI's taxonomy places the organism in Eukaryota, Metazoa, Arthropoda, Insecta, Lepidoptera, Pyralidae. The transcript has 10 exons. Bases 153 to 2498 code for a protein of 781 amino acids. Gene Ontology annotation, molecular function: ATP binding; glutamate-5-semialdehyde dehydrogenase (NADP+) activity; glutamate 5-kinase activity. The record is from RefSeq and is a predicted model, not a curated record. Gene Ontology annotation, cellular component: mitochondrion; cytoplasm.